Bemisia tabaci is the source of this 2179-nucleotide messenger RNA. Its product is annotated as lethal (2) SH0834. The record is from RefSeq and is a predicted model, not a curated record. Gene Ontology annotation, cellular component: GET complex. Lineage: Eukaryota; Metazoa; Arthropoda; Insecta; Hemiptera; Aleyrodidae. Gene Ontology annotation, biological process: tail-anchored membrane protein insertion into ER membrane.
AAUUGUUUACAUGCUGUAAAACUGUAAAUUCACUGAAAUUGACAGCGUCAGUAAAAAAUUAUUGCAACCACUACGGUUUUUUCGCAAUUUUUAUUUUGUUUAAUGUGGUUGUAGGAUAUAGGUACUACUUUACAUCGUGUUUUAACUCUUCUACAUCGAAGUCAUCAAUGGAGUCUUGACUAUUAUUUUCCUCGCAAGUAUAAUUACAGUGUUAAUAAUUUUAAGAGAUUCGCUGUCAUUCUCCAGAAUGAAAAUGUCUAGUGAAGAAAUGCGGGAGGCUCGACGCCGUAAAAUCCUCGAAAACUCAGAAUCUAGACUGAACAAAAUUCUGAAACGAAGCCCAGAACCAGUUUCAGAGGAAAAGGCGGAAGCUACAAAGAAAAUUCACUCUGUGAACAAUGAGGCAAGAUCAACUUUUCCCUUGCCUGCCUCCGCUAACGAAGACGUAUUUCGGCUCAAAGACGAAACCUCUGAACCUUCUCCCUAUAAAUUUCAAAAAGGGAAGACUGGCGACAGCUUCAACUACCUUAGGAAAUACUUUGUAAUUCUAGCAGUGGUGGUGUAUUUAAUUGUGGCUCAAGGCGGAAAUAAACUUCCCAGUAAAUCCAUAUUCACACCUUUCGCAACUCUGGGUAUUGUGAAACAAUCACUGAUAUUCAGGUACAAAGAACCCUCAUCUUCAUUAUACCUACAAAUAUUAAUUUUGUAUGGUGUGAACGCAAAGCUGCUGUUAAGGCUGUCCAGAGUUCUGAACAUUUUAUAUGAUUUUUUUUUAGACUUUUGUGUCUAUUUCUUCACAUUUGUUUUGCUGCAUUUUAUUUCGGAGGCCUUGAUUUUCUCUUGAUGACUUUUAAUAUCAAAAGCAAAAUAUGCGCUAAUAGAAAAAGAUCAAUCAGUGUUAGGCAGUCUGAAAAACAAGACCUUCAGUAACUUAUUUAUUUAUUCUUUUUAAAAAAAGCAGAAAAAAAUACUUUAUGUUUGGUGACCCUAAUUUGUUUAAUUCAUUAUCUUAAAGUACUGAGGAAGUUGAGCUCCCAGUAAUUUUUUCAGAUUUUUUUUUUUUAAUUGAAUUCACGAAGAAAAUCGAUUUUGAAAUCAAAAUCUGAUCCAUUUGAAACUAUACUUUUGGCGGUCUGUUAUGAUGUAGGCAGCAAGAGAGUCAGCGUUCACUGAUUGGCUGAAGUCCUGCGGGAGACAUAGCCCUCUCACUACAACUGUCGAUCUCUAGUUACUCAGAUUUUAAUCAGCUUUUUCUCCCCUCAGUGGGGACUUGGGGGUGGACUCUUAGGGAUCCAGCAAGGGAACUUUUUAAUUUAAUUUUUGGUAUUUUUGUUUCCUUUUGUUGAUGAAAUCACAAUAAAAUAAAUUGUGAGAUACAUCGCAGGAAUUUAAUACGUUCGUCCUAUUAUCUGGAUAAAAGAGUAAGGAUCGCUAAAGAAUUUUAGGAAUAUCAGCAGCUCUAUUAGGAAUCUUCUAAGCUUGAUCUGAAAGAUUGUCAGAUCAUAAUAUUCCGAGAACAUUUUUGUGGCGAUUGCAGUUUUUAAAAAAUAUUCUAAAAAGAUUCUUAGCUUAUCUGGGCAUUAGAGGGAAUGAUUGAAGAAUAUUCUGAGUAGAUUAUAUUUGCAGAAUAUUCCCUUGCUCAAGGUAAUUAAGUUGAAAAACAUGAGCCAAACCUUUCAUCAGAUGAAGACUCAGUGAGUUUAUGAAGGCAGUGGAUUGCGUCUUUAGCAUCAUCUCUAGAAUUGGAUCUCUAAUGCAAUGACAGAAUUAAUUUUUUGACUGGUAAAAAUGAAGCUUCCUGGAAAAUGUUGAGUUUUAAAAAAUGGACAUAGUCACUGUGCAAUACCAUGCAAUCCGAUGUUCAAUUCUAAAUUUUUUGAUGAACGGUUUUUCCAAUGUUACAGUACUUUCCUUUUAUUCUUAUCAGCAUUAACUGCGGUAGUGGAGGCCUUGCUUCCUUUCUUUCUCGAAAAUUCUUGUCAGUAUUCCGGUUACCGGUAAUUCCCAUUAUUUAAUAUUAUUAUUUCGUAUUAUAAUUAUUUAUUAAGAUACUUCUGUCAAGAUUUGCGUAGAAAUUUCAUGCUGUAAUUAAUUUGUUAUAUGAUGAUUAUUUGUUGCUUGAUAUUCUCUCCAGAAAAGUUCAAAUAUUUUUCUAUUAUAUAAAUUACUUUUACACUUA